UGUUGGUGAGCGCGAUGGCAACGUCGAUGCUGAGUGCGAGCGCACAGCCGACGUCCUGCUCUGAAGAUCCUCAAUGUCCCGUCGGCUUCUACUGCGUACCAAAGUUAUACUAUUGUCAAGAGUGCUUGAACUGCGAUAAAUACAAACGUGAACCUCCUAAACACAUACCUUGCAUCACAUCUAUAUCGGAUUGCGGGAAGUGUUUGAAAGGAUAUGUGCAGGACGUGACUGGCGAUUUCUGCGUAUCGCUCGACGACCAAGGACAAUCUGAGUCUCCACCAUGGUACAUAUGGUUCGUGAUCACGUCCAUAAUAAUUAUCUUCGUGAUCUUCGCCGUCGUACUGUACAUAUUUCUUCGCAGACGAAAAAUCGAUCAAAGACUUGAUAUCGUAGGUAAUGCGUCGCGCGAUCCGAUGAAACCGCCAGAACCCCCAAGCGCCCCGCCCGAGCCAACACAACCAUUGCGCUCGGACUCCAACUACUCGGAGUCUCUGCCACCGUACUCCGAAUACCCGGUCCCACUGUACAAUGAAGAAACUGAGCUGCCGCUAGUGAAGCGCAACCCGGCGGACUUGCCCUAUUCACGCGGCAUGCAGCGUGACAGCAACCAGGCCACUAAACCGUUUUCUGCGCCGUACUGGAUCAACAACAGCCCGCUUGUCUACGAAAACAACAACGGCCCUGUACCGCAGAAUGAUCAGGAGGAAAUUGAUGAAAACGACCAGCUGAGAAAUCGAGAGCCAGAGGAAGAUUUGCCAUUCGUGCCGCACAACGAAGAAACAAUACCUAGUUCGUGGACACCCAACAAUGAUGUAAACGGCAACAAUGAGGGAGCCAGCAGCGCAAACGGCGAGCGUAGCAUAGCUGGUGUUGCAGAGGCGGCUGAUAGCGGGGCUAAUGCAGGGGCAGCGGGAGUCCCGUGGCCCUUCACUGCUUCGCGACGGACUUCACUCUCGGAACUCUCGCCGCCGUCGCCUAAGAUGAUGCGAGGGGAUUCUAAAAACAACACCAAUCACGAAGCGGGUGACGGCAGCAGCGGCGGUGGGGGCCCGGAAAGCGCGAGAGACCCAGGGGCGCGUCGCCCCAGCAGCGGCACCAACGUCUUCAUCAACGUAAUCAACGCCGUGGGCCCGAAUACUUACCAGAACUACUAUUCAUAAUAAUUACAACUACCGUUCAGAUAAGUUUAUUCGUUUUAAAAAUGCAGUACGACAUUCAGUUACUGUAUAUGGAAAAGCAGUAAGAGGAUUACUUACUACAUUGUUGACGCGAAUGUCGAAUUUAUUCUCGGUAGUUCAUUCACAGGUGCCAUGAAAAGAGCAUCGAGAAUGCUUUCACCUUAGUAUUAACGUUUAGAUGGUACCAUGAAAGAACUUCAUGAUAGAGCUCAUUAGUAUAUCCAAAAGAAGGGAUAGUAGAACUACAAAGAACCUUAGUACCUCGUCAAUGUGCAAUUAACAUUUUGAAUGCUCUGCCGAUCUUGAUCAUUGGAACGGACAUUCUUCCACGAUUCUUGUCUGUGCUUGUUUAAAUUUGUCGCUGACUUAACAAACAGGCGAGUCUUCGUUUCGCAACUAUUCAAAACAAUUUUUCUCCAGAUUCUGAUAGCGUCGAAA
Messenger RNA from Hyposmocoma kahamanoa, 1616 nucleotides. RefSeq lists its product as uncharacterized. Lineage: Eukaryota; Metazoa; Arthropoda; Insecta; Lepidoptera; Cosmopterigidae. The transcript has 7 exons. The record is from RefSeq and is a predicted model, not a curated record. Bases 15 to 1160 code for a protein of 381 amino acids.